UAAAGAAACUAGUAGCGAUAGUCAGUCUUCGGGUCAGUUAAACAUGUCGGCUCUAAGCGCGAACGUCGGAUCGGAGACAUUAUUGUCCACUGCCAUAAUUCAUAUAACAAAUAACGAGGGUCAGUUACAACCGUGUCGGGUAUUGUUGGACUCCGGGUCGCAGUCACAUUUUUUAACCGAGCAAGCCGCGUGUAGGUUAAAUUUACCGCGUCAGAAAAUUAACAUUCCGGUAAUCGGUAUUAAUAAAAACACGACAACAAUAAAGCACGCAAUUAAAACGAAAAUUCAAUCGCGUAUAAAUCAAUUUCAAGCCGAUGUUACAUUCUUAAUUCUCCCACAAAUUACUGACGUAUUACCAUCGCGCACAAUCUCGAAGGGGGAACUCAAAAUUCCAAAAAAUUUACCACUCGCGGAUCCUUCGUUCGACCGCUCAGCAGAAAUCGACGGUUUGAUAGGCGCGGAACUAUUCUUACAAUUAUUAUGUGUGGGUCAGAUUAAGUUAAGAGAUAAUUCGAUUACGUUACAAAAAACAAAGCUUGGUUGGGUAAUUGGCGGAAGAAUACCCGAUCACGACACAGCUCAAACAACUCGAUGCAACGUAGCACGCGAAGGUAUUCACGAACAAAUCGCGAAAUUUUGGGAAUUAGAAGAACCUAUUCACGCUCCCAUCUCGUCUGAAGAAGAACGCGAAGCUGAAAGUCACUUCAUAGCAAACACUACACGCGAUCCGAUCACCGGUCGAUACAUUGUUAAAUUGCCAUUUAAAGAAAACACCAAGGGUUUAGGAGAAUCAUUUUCUGUCGCGUUGCGAAGAUUUCGAUCAUUAGAACAGAAAUUAACUAAGGAACCACAAUUAAAGAUUAAAUAUACGGAAUUUCUUGAAGAAUACAUUCGAUUAGGUCAUAUGUCCGAAACUAAAGCUACAAACUUAGACGGCGGUUAUUAUUUACCCCAUCAUGCAGUAAUAAAACAAUCCAGCCUGACCACCAAACUUCGCGUGGUCUUUGAUGCGUCGGCAAAAACAUCCAACGGAGUAUCAUUAAACGACAUGUUAUUAACCGGUCCAACCAUCCAAGAUAACUUGUACUCACUUCUUCUUAGAUUUAGAUUCCAUAAUUACGUAUUGACCGCGGACAUAGAAAAAAUGUACCGUCAGGUACUAGUACAUCCUAAUGAUCGCAAAUAUCAACAAAUAUUGUGGCGGAAAUCUCAUCGCGAACCCAUAAAAACUUACACGUUAAAUACGGUAACAUACGGUACCUCCGCAGCGCCUUUUCUAGCUACCCGUACUUUAUUACAACUUAGUUUAGACGAAGGAAAAGAUUUUCCACACGGGGAGAGAGCAUUGCGAGAGGAUUUUUAUGUCGACGAUCUGUUGACGGGCGCGAGCACGCGAGAAGAGGCCAUUGCAAUUAGGGACGAUCUCAUUACAUUAUGCGACAAGGGAAAAUUCAAGCUGAGGCAAUGGGCAACAAAUGAACCCACGUUGAUCGACUCUUUAGAUGACAAAACGGACGCCACGCAUUUACGACUGGACCUGGACGGUACCGUAAAAACUCUCGGUUUGGGUUGGAAUGCAAAACACGACACAAUAAUAUACGAUGUAAAGGAAAUCGAAUAUAACACGCGCGUAACAAAAAGAUCAAUAUUGUCGGUAAUCGCUUCGUUAUUUGAUCCGUUGGGUUUACUCGGGCCUAUUAUAAUACGAGCAAAAAUUCUAAUGCAGAAACUUUGGAAAUUGCAAUUAAGUUGGGACGAAUCUGUGCCAACAGACAUACAUACGUUUUGGCUUACAUUCUGUAGAGAAUUGAAUUCGAUACGUAACAUCACUUUUUCUAGACAAAUUACAUGUAAGGCGAGUGUAUCGUUGGAGUUACACGGUUUUUGUGACGCCAGCGAGCAGGCGUACGGCGCAUGUUUCUAUGUACGUUCAUUCGAUCAUCACGGUAACAUAAUUGUAAAACUACUUUCAGCCAAAUCACGAGUGGCGCCUCUAAAAACUGUUACGUUGCCACGCUUAGAGCUAUGCGCGGCGCAUUUAUUAGCGAAAUUAUAUCAGACAAUAACUAGUUCACUACGAAGAAUUUCAUUUAAUCGAACUAUCUUCUGGUCCGAUUCAACAAUUACAUUGCACUGGAUAAGAACACCACCUCAUACACUCAAAACCUUUGUUGCACAUCGCGUAAACGAAAUUCAAAAUGUUACCAGUGGUAUCGAGUGGCGUCAUGCAUCGUCAGCAAACAACCCAGCUGAUCUAAUAUCUCGCGGUUUAUCUCCAACGGAACUAGUAAAUAAUAUAUUUUGGUUCCAUGGACCGAGCUGGUUGGCGAAGGCUGAAGAGCACUGGCCAGCUUUCAGGUUGGAACCAAUUGAGCUACCUGAAUUACGCCCUUCAAUCGCAUUGCCUUCGCGCGUUGUGAAUUGGAACGGCUUCGAGAAAUAUUCAUCCUAUUCUAGACUUAAACGCAUCAUUGCCUACAUUUUACGUUUUCGAUUUAAUAGUUCAAAGAAGGAAGCCAACAAGGGUAUGGUAUCGGCCUCCGAAAUUCUCCGGGCAGAAACGUAUAUUAUUCGAGCUAUACAGCAAGAAAGUUAUUUCCAGGUGUUCAACGCGCUAAAUAGUUCGGGUCGUUUGAACGCGGGUAUCAGUCCUUUAAAUCCGUUCAUUGAUGCAAAGGGGAUAUUAAGGGUAGGCGGACGAUUGUCGCAGGCAAAUAUUCCAUAUAAUGCGCGACAUCCAAUUUUGUUACCGAGACAACAUCAUGUCACGAAUCUGAUUAUUUUAGAACAACAUGUAAAACACUUUCAUGCCGGGGUCUUAGCCACCCUCAACGCGGUACGACAACGAUUUUGGGUUCCUAACGCUAAACGUCUCAUAAGAAGUCUUAUUCAUAAAUGCGUCAUAUGUUUUCGAGCCAAGCCGCCAAUUGUUGAGUAUAAAAUGGGCGAUUUACCACUCAGUCGCGUAGUUCCUUCUAAGCCUUUCAACCAAGUUGGUUUAGAUUUUUGUGGCCCUUUGUUUAUAAAGGAGAAGGUUCAACGUAAUCGAAACAAGGUCAAAAUAUACAUAGCUAUCUUCGUUUGCUUCUCAACAAAGGCGGUACAUAUUGAGUUAGUGGGCGAUUUAACAAUUGACGCCGUUUUAGCAGCUCUGCGUCGCUUUUUCGCGCGACGAGGUCUACCGAGCGAUAUCUAUUCAGAUAACGCAACAAAUUUCGUGGGUGCAAAGCGAGAAAUAAAAGAGAUGUACGCUUUCUUCAAAACACAGCAAACAAACAACGCUCUCACGUCCGCAUUGGCUAAUGACGGCAUAAAUUGGCACAUGAUUCCCCCAAGAUCACCACAUUUUGGUGGGUUAUGGGAGGCUGCCGUUCGACGCACGAAAUACCACCUAACACGUGUCAUAGGUGAUACAUUACUCUCGUAUGAAGCACUCUUGACCUUGAUUACCCAGAUAGAAGCGAUUCUAAAUUCACGCCCAAUUACACCUUUGUCGCCUGAUCCUAAUGAUCUCCAAUCCCUAACACCUGGCCAUUUUCUUAUCGGCGAAAAUUUAACGAGUAUGCCAGAUUAUGAUUGUUCAGCUCUCCCAGUUAGCAAACUAUCAACAUGGCAACACAUCCAACAAAUACGAAGUCAUUUCUGGAAGCGAUGGGUUAAAGAUUACUUGCAGGAGCAAAUUGCGCGGACGAAGUGGCACACAGCAAAGGCUCCAAAUAUACCAAUCGGUAUGCUGGUUAUCCUGAAAGAAGAUAAUGCACCUCCAAUGCACUGGCCGCUCGGACGAAUCACCGCAAUCCACCCAGGCGACGACGGAGUCAUACGUGUGGUCACCGUCAAAACAACCCAAGGAGAAUACAAACGCUGUAUUAAACGUAUAGCACCAUUGCCUUUGUAAAUAACAUAACUAUAAUCCAUGUAAAUAGUAUAAGUGUAAGCGAAUAAUAUCAUUAGAUAAUGUUAAGUAUAGAUUAGAACACAUUAUUAUGAUCACACUUGCUACACCGCAUAAGAUUGUUAAUUACAUCUACACAUUACAUCUACAUAUUGUAAUCACAUUAGAUUCUGGUUGAACUAUACAUAGUUCAAGGGGGGCGGCAUGUUCGGUUCAAGCGUCGACAUCUAGCGGUGCAUGAGUAUUGGUAGGGUAAUUAAUCGAUAAAAGAUCGAUCGGUGGCACCUCUAGAUGAACUCAUCGCCGGGAGAGGUAAGACAAGUGACGGUCGGCGACCGGUCGAAACGUGCAAAAGACCACGCUUCUGGGGCAUUCGGCAAGAAUCGCUGGAGCAGUACAAACGUACGUUAUAUCGCAAAUUGUAAUCGUAGACAAAUAAAGUCGUAAAUCAAUUCGUUUUUCAAUAAGACUCCACCUGCCAGAGUCCAGCGUCUGCAAGACUCGCAUUUCGGGACGCUACAGUGUUCUUGAAGAAAUAUCACCGCGAGCAAAGAAAAAUCAAAAUCCAGAUGGUCCUUCGUCUUCUUGCAGUGCGCCAAUAGCCCAGAAAGCAGUGAAAAUAUCAAGCAGCCCUUACAAAUCGCAGUUAGACCGAAUAAACUUUAAAAAAAUAAGUUCACCAAACUUUGACAAAAUACCGAAACAUAAAAAAGAAAAUGGUGGUUCAUUGUUUUGUACAUUGUGUGAAGAAACCAAGGAAGAAGAUAUGAUACAAUGUAUGAAAUGUCGCAUUUGGAUUCAUACUCCGUGUACUAGAGUUAGUACUGCAGUUAAAACGUUCUAUUGUUGUAAUUGUCGUUAAAAAAGCUAAUGGUCCAAUUUAGGAAACUAGCGGUCCAAAUAAGGAAACCGGUUUCCUAAAUUGGACCGAUGACAAGAUUUUUUUGAAUUUAUUUUUUACUAUUAUAAAUGGUAUUUAAAAUUUCAUAAAUGGUUUUAUUUUGACGCUACACUUAGUGAGUUUCUUUUCUACUACUUAAUUUUUAUUAAUACUUCUUCCAUGCUUUUAUAUAGUGAAUAAUAUAAAAUUGGUCCAAAUUAGGCUACCUUCCCCUAGCAUGAAAUGACUUGAAAUUCACGAAAUUGUAAGGAAUCGCCUGAACAAAAGUAUUCGUACACUUAAUUAUUGUUACAAUCAUUUUAACAGGAAUUUUAUAAAUUAAUAAUUUGUAUAAUAACCCUUCCGGCAAAUCACUUCGCGUAAUAUAUUGGACAUUGACAACACCAAACUUUUAACUUUUUUAGGUUCUGUAUUACACUAUUCUCUUUUUAAUAUUUCUUUCGAAUGUUCUUUCGACAUUAGUUCGGACGAUUUUUCGCUUUUCUCUCGUAGUUAAUUUUCAUGGUCUACCGGUUCUUCCUUUAUUCCGCAAUAUUCCUUCCUUUUUAUACUUAUUUAUAAUACUUAACCAGUUAACUGUGAUUGACGAGUAUACUCGUUAUGCGUAUAAAGUAGUGACCAUUGGCUAUUUAAAUUGUAAUUUUUGAGAAAAACAAAACAUAUUCUCAAAUAUCAAGAUGUUUAGAAUAUUUUGAGGCCAUGCCAGAAUAAAACAAACAAAUAAAAAAUAUAAAUAAUUUGAGAUGAACUCAUGCGUCCCCGUAUGCACCGGCUAAAACAGCUUACCAGUUCGCACAACGAAUUUAUUUAUGUGCGACAACAACGUUUUUUAGAUGUUAGCGUGAAAGGAAAGCAAAAACAAAAGUCGGAAAGCUGAUUUAUGAUAGGUUCCCUUCGGGGAUGGUUUAUCAUAGCAUUUAAUUUUUAUUGCGUUUUUCGUCUAAUAAGUAUGUAAUAUAUGUUUAAGUUAACCAAAUAAAUAUACAUUAGUAAUAAAAGUGUCCAUUUUAUAAAAUAAACCCAUCUUUUUGAUCCAAUAUCUUACCAGCGCAAUAUACUCGUCAUCGCUCGAUUUCGGCGACACAGUUAACUGGUUAAUACAGUCGAUCGACUUCUUUUUAGUAUUUCUGAUAUAUUUCUAUAUGAUCGACCUUCUUCGUGUAGCCGUAUAACAAUUGUUUUUUCUUCUAACGUUGUUUCAUUGCAAAUAUUAGUGCUAAAAUGUACUUGCCACGAUUACUACUGACUACGCUAACAGAACAUUAUCUAAUGUAAUAGUUACAUUGAUCAGAAUGUCCUGAUACCAUCGCAAUUGUUGUAUUUAUCAACAUAAAUGAUAAUGUGUAACGUCCCUGGGGAAACCUUUUUUCUUUCUACCGGCAUC
Messenger RNA from Megachile rotundata (alfalfa leafcutting bee), 6180 nucleotides. RefSeq lists its product as uncharacterized. Gene Ontology annotation, molecular function: nucleic acid binding. NCBI's taxonomy places the organism in Eukaryota, Metazoa, Arthropoda, Insecta, Hymenoptera, Megachilidae. Gene Ontology annotation, biological process: DNA integration. The record is from RefSeq and is a predicted model, not a curated record.